This is a messenger RNA of Zeugodacus cucurbitae (melon fly), 916 nucleotides long. RefSeq names its product WASH complex subunit 3 (gene CCDC53). Lineage: Eukaryota; Metazoa; Arthropoda; Insecta; Diptera; Tephritidae. The transcript is spliced from 3 exons. Gene Ontology annotation, biological process: exocytosis; actin filament polymerization. Bases 219 to 770 code for a protein of 183 amino acids. The record is from RefSeq and is a predicted model, not a curated record. Gene Ontology annotation, cellular component: WASH complex.
AUCGUAUAAAAUGGCAACGUCACAAACAGCUGUUUUCAAUAAAUGCAUUUCCAAAUGCAAAUUAAACUAAAUAAAAUAAAUUACAAACUAUUUAUUUUAUAUUGUUAAAAAUAAAAUAGAAAUAAAUGUGUUAAAAAGUGAUAAACUACCAAGGCCAAUUCUAAAUAAAUUAGCAACAUACAAUUUUAAAAUAAAUUUCACAUAAAAGCCUAACUACAAUGGAUACCGAAAUCCUAGCACAAGCUGUGGAUAAAUCGCAAAUGCCACCAUUGCAUCAGAAACGCGUUUUGGCAUUUAUCAAUCAUUUUAUAAUAAAUUCAUGCAAUUUCCUCAAUGACUUUGCGUUGAAAUGUGAAAGUAAAUUUGUGGAUUUGGAAAGAAAAAUGCAAAAGGUUGAAGCAGCACUAACAAUAAUAGAGGCCAAGUUAGCAUCAGUGCCAGAUGUAAUGGACACCACAACAACUACCACUGCCAGUAAUAUUGCAACAGAAGAGGUUGCAAACGAUACCGCGGAAAAGACUGAAAACAAACCAACCGGUGGAGAGACUGUUACUGAUAGUUCUACAGAUGUUGCUGCACCAACGAAUGUUGCAACUCCGGAGCCGACAGGUGUGCGCGCCUGUGAAGAUAUGCGUUUUAAGAAGUUUUUCAAAAUGGUGCAGUUCGGUGUGCCUACUGGCGCUGUUAAAAUUAAAAUGCAAGCAGAAGGUGUUGAGCCUAGCAUACUGGACAAUCCGAAUAUGUUGCUAACCGAUGGCGUUACGGAUUGAGAGCCAUAAACAAAUACGGACUUUUAAUACAAUAGAACAAAACAAACUUGGGCUGAACUGCACCCAUCCAACUAUUAAUGUGAUAUUAUGAAAAAUAUGUAAGAAUUCAUAUAAAUAACUAGUGUAAAAUAAAAGAUGAAAUUAAA